Notodromas monacha is the source of this 840-nucleotide messenger RNA. Lineage: Eukaryota; Metazoa; Arthropoda; Ostracoda; Podocopida; Cyprididae. The record is from the annotation of a GenBank genome assembly.
CACUAGUUUUGUUUUAAUUUGAUCACUGUAUAGAGUUCAAGCGUGGUCAACGAAGUAUUCCUGAUUCGGAUGAAUGGCCUGAGGUGGUUACGGAUGCUUUCUGGCAGGGCUGUGAUGAAGACACACCGCAACCAGAACACUGCUCCCUGGUCAUUGAAUUUUUGGACGCAAUCGGAGAUUUCAAACUAGAAGACAUGGAUCAGGACGUGGUGGAUUUCAUCAUCAAAACGUGGCAAGCUGGAAUGUAACAAGUACAUGAUGAAAUCCGAAUAGAUAUUGACACUACAGUACUGUACUGUAUUACGAAUUCUAAUUCAAUCUGAAGACGAACACAGCCGCCCAUGGAAGAUGCUGUUCUCCUCUUUGAUAUUACCUUAAGCUCUCUUUCUCAAAACCGUAGAUGCCCGCGCGCUCUAUCCGAACCCUCGGCAUUUUCCUGCGUCGUCAUCUAGCAGUUCUUGGAGUUGAAUAAAGGCUGAUACGUGAAUACGACCUGUGUUAGGGUAUGAUUCCUUUUUAUCCGAAAGAUGCAAUUGUUUCCAUCGGCAGUAACAUGACGUGCGUCGACUUAAGUAUUGUUAUUGUUCGUGAUUGUAUCGAAUGAACCUUUGGUAGUUGGAAGUUUUUAAUCGAUGCAGGAGUGUCAAUAAAUUUGCCUUAUUCGUAGAAUAUAUGAAAUGGGGCAAUCGCCGGGAUUCGAGGUGGUAAUUCUUGCCGGAGGCAAAGGUUCUCGUCUUGGAGAGCUUGCCGUUGUGAAGGAAAAGCCCCUGCUACCGAUAGCAAAUCGGCCUAUGAUUUAUUAUCCUUUGAAGCUCGCGCAAGAUGCUGGCUUUCCAAGUG